This is a messenger RNA of Serpula lacrymans var. lacrymans S7.9, 5604 nucleotides long. RefSeq lists its product as uncharacterized. The record is from RefSeq and is a predicted model, not a curated record. Gene Ontology annotation, biological process: chromatin remodeling. Gene Ontology annotation, molecular function: histone demethylase activity; DNA binding. Gene Ontology annotation, cellular component: nucleus. The transcript is spliced from 13 exons. Bases 1 to 5604 code for a protein of 1867 amino acids. NCBI's taxonomy places the organism in Eukaryota, Fungi, Basidiomycota, Agaricomycetes, Boletales, Serpulaceae.
AUGGAAAAUAAAGGUCGCGGAGACGAAAAAGGAUCCGUGUUUGAGAUUCCCACGAGGAAGCAGCAGCCCACACAGGUCAGUGCUGAAAUUGAAGGCCCGCUCCCACACUUGGUCCUUCCACGCAAUAUCUCCAGGAAAAUGCAACAAAGUCCGUCUGCUCUUUCCUCCAGAGGCACUCCUUCUCGUCGAGGAAAAUCACCCCGGAGCAGAGGCCAUGGCACCUCGCAUUCUCCAAACUCUCUCCCAACAGAGUUUUCCAUAAAACAGCCCGCCACAUUUACUUCUUGUCUUUCCAUUCCAGUUGAAGGUGCCAUACCCAUUAUUUCUCAGGACGAUUCAUCCGCUACUUCGCUAUCUGGUAUCUCCCAGUCAAACUCUAAUGCCCCAAAGCGCGCACCCCGCAAAUCAAAGACAGACGCUCUAGCCGCUCUCCAGAACCAUGCCCAGUCGUCUUCACUCGAUAACGAUGAGUCCAACUCGCACGAGUUUGAUUCCGAAUUUUCGCGCAAUCGCACUCCAAUUCCCGUUUCGCCUCUUCUAGAUCUAUCAUCAGUCAAAACCUCCGGUCCCAGGGAUAUUCCGCCACAUGCCACUCCUCGACCUUUUGGUCUGGAGGACUGUCCUGUUUUUUAUCCUACAUUGGAUGAAUUCAACGAUCCUAUGACCUAUGUUCGAUCUAUCUCUGACUCUGCGAAAGAUUACGGUAUCUGCAAAAUUGUUCCUCCCAACGGUUGGAAAAUGCCUUUUGUCACUGAUACCGAGGCCUUUCGCUUCAAGACACGCCUUCAGCGUCUUAACUCGAUUGAGGCUUCUUCUCGUGCUAAAAUCAAUUUUUUGGAGCAACUUUAUCGUUUCCACAAGCAGCAGGGCAACUCACGUGUAUCGGUACCCACCAUUAAUCAUAAACCUCUUGAUCUCUGGCUUCUCAGAAAGGAAGUCCAUAAACUCGGUGGUUACGAUGCUGUGACGAAGAACAAGAAGUGGUCAGAUCUCGGUCGGCUACUUGGUUAUGGUGGCAUUCCCGGUUUGUCGACGCAGAUCAAGAAUUCAUAUACACGAGUUAUCCUUCCUUAUGAAGACUUCUGCGAACGUGUCCGUACUUCACCGACACUAUCAAUGUCUCCGACGACAACGCGCGAUCCACAGCUCAAGACUCACGUAAACACACAGACUGUGGGAAGUAUGCGCCUAGGCCAGUCAAGCGCCCGUAGUGCUAGUGUCGAUAACCAGAGUCCUCCAUCGAGCCCGCUUACUGCUUCUUCAAGUCCGUUAUCCGAGCCACCGGACGAGGGCGAGUUCAAGGAUCAACCUAGAGGGAGAUCUGACAGCGCAAAACCUAGGAGGAGCGCUAGGAUGUCAUCUCAAGAGCAUUCAACCCCCGGACCCAGGAGAUCAGAAGGCAAUGGCCUCUUGCCCUCACCCAUCAUUCCAUCACCCAUCUUUCAUGAUCAGCAAAGGACUACAAAGCCAUCUUCUGAGCAAUCUUGUGAAAUUUGCCAGAAGAAGAACCGUGGCGAGGAAAUGCUCCUUUGUGACGGUUGUGAUUGUGGUUUCCAUAUGUUCUGCCUUGAUCCUCCACUCGCUACCAUUCCAAAGGGGCAGUGGUUUUGUCAUACAUGCCUCUUUGGUACAGGCGGUGACUUCGGGUUCGACGAAGGCGAAGAACACAGCCUUUCUAGCUUCCAAGCUCGCGAUGCAGAAUUUCGGCGCCUGUGGUGGAGCGCUCAUCCUCCAACUUCUUCUGAACCAUUGGAUCCCAAAGAUCCGGUUGUGAACCGCGUGGGCGGUGUACUGGUCUCAGAAUAUGACGUUGAGAAUGAGUUUUGGCGUCUUGUUCAGACUCCGCAAGAGACCGUUGAGAUUGAGUAUGGCGCAGAUGUACACUCAACCACACACGGAAGUGCCAUGCCCACCAUGGAAACACACCCAUUGGACCCAUACGCGAAAGAUCCAUGGAAUUUGAACAACAUGCCUAUAGUUUCCGAUUCGCUUUUGAGGUUUAUUAAAUCCGAUAUUUCUGGGAUGACCGUGCCGUGGACAUAUGUCGGAAUGGUGUUUUCUACAUUUUGCUGGCACAAUGAGGAUCAUUACACUUAUAGCAUAAAUUACAUGCACUGGGGAGAGACUAAGACUUGGUAUGGUAUCCCUGGAGAUGAUGCAGAGAAGUUUGAGACUGCCAUCAAGAGCGAGGCCCCAGACCUGUUUGAAGCGCAGCCAGAUUUGCUGUUUCAGCUCGUGACGUUGAUGAAUCCUAAGCGCCUAAUUGAUGCUGGUGUUCGUGUGCAUGCGUGCAAUCAAAGGGCGGGUGAAUUUGUGAUUACAUUCCCAAAGGCGUAUCACGCAGGUUUCAACCAUGGGUUUAAUUUCAACGAGGCUGUGAACUUUGCUCUACCAGAUUGGCUUCCGUACGGAAGGGACUGUGUACAGCGAUACCGCGAACACAGGAAAUUGCCUGUAUUUUCACACGAUGAGCUCCUCAUCACUAUUACGCAACAAUCUCAAUCCAUCAAAACUGCGCUAUGGCUUGCUGAUAGUCUAAAGGAGAUGACCGAAAGAGAGAUUGCUGCGCGUGAGAAAGCACGUUCCUUUGGGAUGACUGAAGUCAUAGACGAGGUCGACCAUCCCGAGGAACAGUAUCAGUGCAUAAUUUGCAAAGUUUUCUGCUAUCUGUCGCAAGUCAACUGCCAGUGCAAAACCCAAGUCGUAUGCGUUGAGCAUGCCGAUCUCCUAUGCGAUCAUUCGCUCAACCAGUUAACCCUACGGUUACGGUUUACGGACGCGGAUUUAUUGGAUACACAAACGAAGGUCGUCGAACGCGCAGGAAUACCGUCUAGUUGGAAGGGAAAGCUUAGUAAAGUGUUGAUAGACAGUGCUCGACCGCAACUACGAUCACUCCGUGCCCUUCUCGCAGAGGGGGAACGCGUCAAUUACCAUCUUCCAGAGCUUCCUGCGCUUCGUAAGUGCGUUAACCGCGCGGGCGAAUGGGUCGAUUCGGCGAAUACCUUUCUAAUCCGCAAACAAAGCCGAAAACGUUCGCGACGAUCACGAGGUCGGCCACCCUUAAAUGAGGCUGCAAACACUUCAUUUGACGACCGCGAUCCAGGAGAUAGACCUGACAGGGGCUUGGAGGACCUCUACUCUUUACUGCGUGAGGUAGAGAACUUGGGUUUUGACACUCCAGAGAUUAGUGUUCUGCAGGGUCUUGCUCGACAAGCAGAGGAGAUCAAGCUGAAAGCCCUUGACUUGCUAGAUGUCUCUAACGCAAUACCUGAACGUGACGCAUAUAUUGGGGAUUGUGAACGGCUACUUCUUCAGGGCUCAUCACUGAACGUCCAUCUAGAGGAGAUAGUAGAAAUUGAAAAGAUAGUGAUGCGGGAACAUCUUCUUAGGGAGCUCGAAGAGAAACUGGACGACGCGGCUAUUACCCUGGAAGAUAUUCGGGGGCUUUUAACGCGCGCUCGGUCUUGUAAUCUCCCUCAAGAUAACAAGUACAUGAAAACCUUGGAGUCUAGGCAACGUGCGGGAGAUAACUGGGAAGAACGGGCACGCCAUGUCCUCGAGCAGCCGUAUAAAACGAUCGAUGAAUUGGACGACUUUUUCAACAUGGAUUCCACCAUUCCUAUCGAAGUAACAGUAUACGAUCGACUUAUGUCCGCUCGCAAUAAAGCCAAAGAUUUCGAGAAGCAGGCAAAAGCCUGGCUAUCACCUGAUACACAAGGACCGAAGCCCAAAGUACAGGAGGUGAUGCGAUUUGUAGCUCGCGCUGAAAAAGAUUUCAGUAUACCCGCUAUACAGGAUUUAAAGCGAACAGCAGAUAUAGCCUUCGACCUUGAAACUCGGUGUGAAGCGGUUAUCAAAAACCGUUAUCAACAUCGUGAUGAAGGUGACAUAUUCGACAUGAUGCGCAGAUGGAAAACGUACACUCGAGAACAUCUGCCAAUGUUUUCGCUUCCCAUUUUCGAGAAAUUGGAUGUUCAAUUGAGCCAGCAUCAGCGGUGGCUAGAGGAUUUACCGUGGUAUUGUCCUCAGCGUAAUGAGCCUCACGGACAAGCAAUACUCGACGACGUCGUAGAAUCCACUCGACCUGAAGACGACCUACCUCCUAGCGACGAAUAUUUCACCUGUAUCUGCACUACGCCUGUGCGGCCGCCUCCCCCUGGUGUAGUAUCAGAUGCAGUCCAAUGCGAUCAUUGUUUUGCCAGAUUCCAUGGUGUAUGUGCUGCCAAUGGUGGAUCUUGCCCCUUUUGUGACCAUCAUCAUUGGAAUGGUGCGAUUCAUAAAGAACGCAGCUGGCAUUUCUGUUUUCUGCCGACUAUCCUCCUCUCCGCGCCGGACAUUACCAGAAAUUAUUCGGAUGCUUGGAAACAGCUAGAGAUCAUAGUCCACAGGAUCGACCGCCUAUCCUCCGUCAUUGGCCAUUUCCUUUCUUACGCAUCACAGCCAUCAAACCGGCGUGCUGAAUAUAUUCCGCAAGUACGGCACUACAUGCGCAAGCUCUACAAGAUACAAUUUGCUGUCUCUCCAAGUCGAGAAGUAUCCUUUGGCUUAGAUUUAGCAGGUUUGCACCGCAUUCUCGCUGGGCAACCUGCGCCAGUACGUAUCAAGAAAAGACGAAGGCCAAGGUUUACUUUCGGCCAAGACAUCGACAAGGACUGGACAGAUGGUACCCGAUGCAUAUGCAGAGGUCGCACCCCGUAUCUUCUGAACUAUCCGACCGCAGAAUGUGAUGUUUGUAACAAGUUGUAUCAUGCAGCUUGCGUGUUCUUCCCACUCGAUACUUCUCCUACGAAUCGUUUCAUGUGUCCACUAUGUUGUCUGCGGAAGAAUAGAUCAUAUCCUUACUCGGAAGUGCGAGUUAAGCAUAUCGACAAUCAAGAAAUGAACACAUAUGUCAACACGAAGGAGAUGCUUGACACGUUCAGCAAAGAUAUCAUAUAUGUCAAGAUGUUACCACCGUACACGCAGACACUAUUUGUCGAGCUAACACGAUUCGUUCCCGGUCAACCUGACAAUAGCAGUCCGAACGGUUCCACGCCUCGAAGCACAGCUGGACCUUCAAUACCGCGUCCUCCUACUGCACCCGACACCUCACAUCAUCACCCUAUGCAUUUACUUCAUACUCCUUUGCCUCUACCCACCCCACCCCCACCUGUAUACGAACCAGUUAGAACAUUGCCUUCUUCUGGGCACCAUGUUCCUCCUCCUCCCCCUUGGUCAAAUCGGUGGCAAAAUACUACUCCUCUUUCACUCGCGUCAGCUCAGCGUUCUCACCUUUCUGACUCGUCUCAUUCGACCUCACCGCAUUCUGGGAAAAAACGGAAGUUUGUUGACGAGACCCCCGAUGACAUGGCUGGCUCACGGUCGCCUAAGCAGCGACGAAUGCCUCAGACUCCAGUCCCUCCUUCCUCGACGCUGUCUUCACGUCCACUGCAACAAACACUCUCUCCGUCUCUGGCAAUGAUAGUUUCGCCCGUUGAUACUGAGCCGUCCCCCCGAACGACGUCUUCGUAUUUUGCAGGUCCAAGUUCGUCUGCAGGGAAACUAGUUAAUGGUGAUACCCCACCUGUGAAAACGGUCAAACUUGUAGUGUCGAAGAACAAAUAG